AUGCAGAAGGUGGCAUUGGGAGGUGGGAGGGGACCGGCAGCGGGGAAGGGGAGCCGCUCCGCGACUCACCCACUCUGCCUCCACCAGGCCGCGCCCCCUGUGGUCCGUGACUCUCGCAGCUGCUAUCUGCGCAUUAAGGUGCACAGUCCAACGACGAAAUGCCAUGCUGCGGGAGGAAGUUUGAUAAAUUACUCCGAUACGAUGCCUCGCGAAAGUGGGAACGAGUGCCUUCGUCUCACGACAAAACAGUCUUACACACACCCUCCUUCCCUCGCUGGAUUAAAAGUCCGUGGGAUAAAAACGGGGUUCCGGUUCUGUGCGAACCCGCGCCCCUGCAAAAAGCGAGCGGGCGGGUUGCGAACGGAGGCGCGACAAAAAAAACAGGAGGAGGAGGAGACGGCCGGCGAAACGGGAACAGCUCGGCGCGACUUGAAAAUGUGCGUCCGCGCUAGGGCAAAGAAAAUUUGA
This is a messenger RNA of Mesocestoides corti, 468 nucleotides long. NCBI's taxonomy places the organism in Eukaryota, Metazoa, Platyhelminthes, Cestoda, Cyclophyllidea, Mesocestoididae. The record is from the annotation of a GenBank genome assembly.